ACGAUGUCGUCCGCUAAACAAUGCGACAAUGGAUUCCGUAUGUUCAUCGUAUUCGGCGAAGCAACUCAAAUCGACAAUGAAGCUCAAAUCGCGUACGGAAAAUCUAUGUAAUUACCGACCUCUCCGGCAUUCAGACAUUUCUUGAUUUAGUCAAAUCAAAUUCUAUAUAUGUUAAUAUUCAUCUGAUUUCUCUGGAAUUCGAAUUCCGGACGGUGGAAUUUUCCAAGUUUGUUGCCUUUCUUCGUCAAGCCAUGGAUGCCAUUUUCAACAGGCUCCGGAAUUUGGAUGCUUACCCUAAAAUCAAUGAAGAUUUCUACAGGCGGACCUUUUCUGGUGGCAUAAUCACCAUUGCUUCCUCCUUUAUCAUGCUCUUCCUCUUCUUCUCCGAGCUAAGAUUGUACCUCCAUGCUAAAACUGAGACAAGGCUCAUCGUAGAUACAUCAAGGGGGGGAAAGUUACACAUAAAUUUUGAUAUGAGUUUUCCUGCGAUUCCAUGUUCUAUACUCAGUAUUGAUGCCAUAGAUGUCAGUGGAGAGCAACAUCUUGAUAUAAGACAUAAUAUAAUCAAAAAAAGAACUGACUAUCAUGGCAAAAUCAUAGAAGCCAGACCAGAUAACAUUGGUGCCCCUAAGAUUGAGAAACCGUUGCAGAGGCAUGGUGGCAGGCUGGAGCACAAUGAAACAUACUGUGGUUCAUGUUUUGGAGCAGAAUCGUCAGAUGACGAGUGUUGUAAUUCAUGUGAAGAGGUUCGUGAAGCAUACAGAAAGAAAGGUUGGGCUAUUACUAAUCAAGAUUUGAUAGACCAGUGCCAACGAGAAGAUUUUAUACAAAAGGUAAAGGAUGAAGAAGGUGAAGGGUGUAAUAUCGAAGGAUCUCUUGAAGUUAAUAAAGUAGCUGGAAGUUUCAACUUUGUGCCUGGAAAAAGCUUUCAUCAGUCAAGUUUCAAUUUUCUUGGGUUGUUCGCAUUGCAAACAAGCGACUACAAUGUAAGUCACCGAAUAAAUAGAUUAGCUUUUGGCAACCACUAUGAUGGCUUGGUAAAUCCCCUUGAUGGGGUGCAUUGGAAAUAUGAUAAACAGAAUGUUAUGCACCAGUACUUUGUCAAGGUGGUUCCAACUAUAUACACGGACAUCGGAGGUCAUACUGUCCAUUCAAAUCAGUACUCUGCAACGGAGCAUUUCAAGAGUGUGGAGUUCGGAAAUUCUCUGUCUAUACCCGGAGUUUUCUUUUACUACGAUCUUUCUCCUGUUAAGGUGACCUAUUCAGAGGAGCAUGUUCCAUUUUUACACUUCAUGACUCACAUUUGUGCCAUAGUUGGAGGUGUUUUCAGCGUUGCAGGAAUUGUAGAUGCAUUCAUAUAUCACGGUCAAAGAAAAAUGAAGAAGGUCGAAAUUGGAAAACUUGGUUGAUAUCUCAGCUCUCUUCCAUGUUAGUGCAGUUUUGAUCAAGCUGAUACGUUUCAUUUGAGAAUCAAAAUGCAAUUGUAUCAUGAUUUAAAACAUUCUUAUAUUCCAUUUCAGGGAAUUAGAUUCAUUUCCAAACUGAGGUUAAAAUCAGUUCCCCCCCCCCCCCCCCAAAAAAAAGGGAAAACAGGA
Messenger RNA from Cucurbita moschata (crookneck pumpkin), 1595 nucleotides. Its product is annotated as endoplasmic reticulum-Golgi intermediate compartment protein 3-like. The record is from RefSeq and is a predicted model, not a curated record. Bases 252 to 1409 code for a protein of 385 amino acids. The transcript has 13 exons. Gene Ontology annotation, cellular component: endoplasmic reticulum; COPII-coated ER to Golgi transport vesicle. Lineage: Eukaryota; Viridiplantae; Streptophyta; Magnoliopsida; Cucurbitales; Cucurbitaceae.